Molecule: messenger RNA, 1185 nt
Organism: Boleophthalmus pectinirostris (great blue-spotted mudskipper)
Lineage: Eukaryota; Metazoa; Chordata; Actinopteri; Gobiiformes; Gobiidae
Product: gap junction delta-2 protein-like
Exons: 1
Coding region: 1-1185 (394 amino acids)
Biological process (GO): cell communication
Cellular component (GO): connexin complex
Source: RefSeq, a predicted model, not a curated record
AUGACGGAGUGGACUUUGCUCAAACGCCUCCUGGACGCCGUUCACCAUCACUCCACCAUGAUCGGGCGACUCUGGCUCACCGUCAUGGUCAUAUUCCGGCUUUUAAUCGUCGCCGUCGCAACCGAAGACGUUUACACGGACGAGCAGGAGAUGUUCGUUUGCAAUACGCUCCAGCCGGGAUGCUCCACGGUCUGCUAUGACACUUUCGCGCCAAUUUCCCAACCGCGAUUUUGGGUUUUUCACAUCAUCAGCGUCUCAACACCGUCGCUUUGCUUUAUAAUUUACACUUGGCAUAAUUUGUCAAAGCAAAACGGUGGCCAAAAGCAGGGGAACAUCCACGAGGAGUCCACCAGGCAAGCAGGGCAAGAUUCGGGAAAAGACGGCGGAAGAGAGGCCUACGAUCGGAGCUGCGAUUCGGACAGCUGCUCCAUCAGAUCGCACAAACAUUUGGGGCACAGCUUGGCGGACGCUUUGGAAGGUAUCACGAUCCAGCAACUACAAAAGCUUGAAUCUUUGAACAAGGCACAAACUUUCACCGUGAAAGAGGCCAACACUGAAGUCCAAGCCGUUUCCGGGGGAGUUUUGUCAAAAUGUUACAUCUUCCAUGUUAUUUUGAGAGCAAUUUUAGAAGUCGGUUUCGUCUUGGCGCAGUGGAAACUCUUCGGAUUCAAAGUCCCCGUGCAUUUCUUGUGUACGUCUUCGCCUUGCAGCCAACCCGUGGACUGUUACGUGUCCAGACCGACUGAAAAAACUGUAUUUUUGCUGUUUAUGUUUUGCGUCGGCGUGUUCUGCAUCCUCUUGAACUUACUCGAGUUAAAUCACCUCGGCUGGAAGAAGAUCCGUCAGGUUGUGAAGCUGAGAGAGAAGGCGUCCUGGAGCGCGUACUCUGGUUUACGGAAAGGCUACGAAAGUUUUCCCGCGGACAGUCCGUCUCCUGCCUCGUCGCUGGGAUACAGAGACGUGACCAGCACGACGUCCCUGCCCACUUUGAAUCUCGUCGUGAGCCACCAGCCGACGUGGACCUGUGCGGCAAACUGCGGUAAAGUAAAUAAAGUGCAGGAAGGAAGAAAUGUGAGGUUAGAGCAGCUGAAAAGACAGGACUCAAAUAAAGGAGAGAGACAGUCUUUGAGGGGUAAAAAGGAAGGUAGAGCGUCCAAGCAGAGGAGCACGGAGGUCUGGAUCUGA